This is a messenger RNA of Eucalyptus grandis, 1343 nucleotides long. Its product is annotated as protein UXT homolog. NCBI's taxonomy places the organism in Eukaryota, Viridiplantae, Streptophyta, Magnoliopsida, Myrtales, Myrtaceae. The transcript has 8 exons. Bases 485 to 940 code for a protein of 151 amino acids. The record is from RefSeq and is a predicted model, not a curated record. Gene Ontology annotation, biological process: positive regulation of transcription by RNA polymerase II. Gene Ontology annotation, cellular component: mediator complex; chromatin. Gene Ontology annotation, molecular function: transcription coregulator activity.
CUAGCUCCUUUACUCCUCCUCCUCCCUCCUCGCCGCUCGCCGCACGACCUCCUUCCUCGCCGCUAGCCGCUCCUCGCCGCACGACCGCCUUCCUCUCCUCUUCCUCUCACCUUUGGUCCUUUCUCCCUCGCAGCUGCAGCCUCGUCGGAUCCAUCGCAGCAUCACAGGGUCGGCCCUCGCCUCAGUCUAUGCUCGGCCGUCUCUCGCCGUCGCUCACGGUCUGCUCCCUCCCGGACACGCUUGUCGAAACGUGUCGGGCAAAGGUUGACCACGUGUCGGAAAACCCGACACACGUUGACCGCGUGUCCGACCAUGUCCGAGUUUGUCCGUGCUUCAUAGAAUAGAACCAAUUAUGACUUCAUCAUGAAAGCUCGAGAAAAAAGCUUUGCGCUAUCUUGGGAGUUAGAUCACCGAUCACAUUUCUAGGUGGCUAUAAAAUGAUCUGAGAACUUUUCCCCGUCCUCUCCUCGCUGAUAGUACUCAAAUGGACAACUACCGCCUAGAUAAAGUUCAUAAAUUUGAGGAGUUUGUUGAUCAACGUCUGAAACCAGAUCUUGUUCGUGCCAUAUCCGAGCGGGAUAAGGUUUUCGAACAACAGAAGACUUUCUCAGAUUUACGAAAGAAUAUUGAGAAUCUUCAGAAGAAUAGUGUAACUAGUCUUAGGACAUUGGUCAACCUUGGUUCUGAGGCAUACAUGCAGGCGGAGGUGCCAGAUAUGCAACGCAUGUUUGUAGAUGUUGGACUAGGAUUUCAUGUGGAGUUUACAUGGUCUGAAGCUUUGAAUUACAUAUCCCUAAGGGAAGAGAAGUUAGCCAGGCAAAUAGAAGAGUACACCCAUCAUAUUGCAUCAAUUAAGGCACAGAUAAAGAUGGUAUGCGAGGGAAUCAGGGAGUUGCUUCAACUUCCUACUGAAGCGACCCUACAGGAGCCCAUAUUCUGAUGCCAAAUUAAAAUUGUCUAGCUAGGUACAAAGAACGUGCAUGGUUAAGAAAUGGCGCCACAAAUAAUUUACUAGAGAUGAAUUUCCAUGCAACAUGUAAAUCAAGAUUGUAGAGCAGCAAUACCUCGUGCUUCUACCCUCUAAAUUUAAAUUCCAGUGUGUAGGAUUGUUGGGGCCAUCAGCAUAUUCGUUCUCUGGCCUUUUUACAGCCCGACUACCUUCACCACUAUAAAGAGCGUCCGAGUGAACUUGGAAUCUGCCUCACAAUUCUAUGAGGCAUCAAUUUAAAGUUUUGGCAUUCUUUUAUUGUUCUUGGUCACGUCUUUGAAUACAUUGAGUAGCUAUGAGGAUCUGAUAAAUACUACGUUUGUAGCUUUAAUUAGUGUAAACUUGUAGCAAGACA